This is a messenger RNA of Alosa alosa (allis shad), 1662 nucleotides long. Its product is annotated as solute carrier family 22 member 4-like. Gene Ontology annotation, cellular component: membrane. Gene Ontology annotation, biological process: transmembrane transport. Gene Ontology annotation, molecular function: transmembrane transporter activity. Lineage: Eukaryota; Metazoa; Chordata; Actinopteri; Clupeiformes; Clupeidae. The record is from RefSeq and is a predicted model, not a curated record. Bases 1 to 1662 code for a protein of 553 amino acids. The transcript is spliced from 10 exons.
AUGAGAGACUAUGAAGAAGUUACAUCUUUUUUGGGCCAAUGGGGGCCUUUUCAAAGACUCAUGUAUAUCCUCCUGAGCCUCAGCAGCAUCCCCAAUGGAUACGUGGGAAUGGCCAUGGUUUUCCUGGCUGAUAUUCCUCCUCACCACUGCAGGCUUCCAUUCCUGAACAGCAGCAGCUAUGGAGGACCGGGCUACAAUCUGUCCCUCCCGACCGAGGAGGUGAAAGGAGAGGUCACCCUGAGUCGCUGCAGACGCUAUGCGGAACAGGGGGCUUUGGAUGCCGGUUCUAACCAAAGCACAGAGCGCUGUCUGGAUGGCUGGGUGUACAGCAAGGAGAGAUACUUGUCCACCAUUGUGACUGAGUGGAAUCUGGUGUGCGAUGACACUUGGAAAACCCCUUUUACGGUCACUGUGUUCUUCCUCGGUGUACUGACAGGGUCCUUUCUCUCAGGAAUCAUAUCUGACAGGUAUGGAAGGAAGUUCAUCUUCUUCGCCACCAUGGCAGUGCAGUGCAUCUUCAGUGUGAUUCAGGCUGCCUCCAACAGCUGGGAGAUGUUCUGUGUGUUUUACUUCAUCGUUGGAAUGGGACAAAUAGCCAAUUACUGCUCAGCGUUCAUUCUAGGAUGUGAACUUCUGAGUAAGUCACCUCGAAUAAACUUCGCUACUCUGGGUGUGAGCCUGGCGUACGCCUUCGGUUAUUCUAUUCUUCCACUCUUUGCCUACUUCAUCCGGGACUGGAGAAUGCUUUUACUGGCCUUGUCUGCUCCAGGAUUCCUCUACAUACCUAUGUGGUGGUUUGUCCCAGAGUCCCCUCGCUGGCUACUGUCUCAGGGUCGAGUGGAGGAGGCUGAGGCCAUCAUUAGAGCUGCUGCCAAGAAGAACGGCAUCACUCCUCCUGACGUCAUCUUCAAUAGAGACGACACCGCAGAGCUGAUGAACAGUACAGUGGAACAGAAGGUUUAUACAUGGAUUGAUCUUCUCAGUACUGCAAAUAUAAGGAAUACCACAAUCUUGAACAUCAUCAUGUGGAUGACAGUGUCUUUGACUUAUUAUGGGCUGUCGUUAAACACUUCAAACAUGGAUGGGGAUCCUUACCUGAACUGCCUCAUAGCUGCUGCCAGUGAGGUGGUGGGCUACAGCAGCAUGUGGUUCGCUGUGCGUUACACCACGCGGCGCUUCACUCUGGGAUUCUCGCUAAUCAUCUGUGGGCUUCUGCUGUUAAUCAUCAAAUAUGUUCCAGAAGAGCUCAACGCCUUGACUAUCACACUGGCGAUGGCUGGAAAGUCUUGUAUCACGGGGGCAUUUGGCUUCCUCUACCUCUACUGCACGGAGCUGUUCCCCACUGUAGUGAGGAACAUGGGGCUGGGCGUCACCUCAAUGGCCUCUCGGAUUGGCAGCACAGUGUCUCCAUAUGUGGCCUAUAUUGGAACUUAUAACAAGGUAUUACCAUAUAUUCUGAUGGGGUGCAUCACCAUCAUCAGUGGUAUUCUAGGUUUACUAUUACCAGAAACUAAAGACGAGGAGCUCCCCGAGCUUAUUAGUGAAGUCAAACCCCUCCACUGGUUUUGCCAGAAACAGAUACCAGUCAAGAGGAAAAUCGAACAGGAAAAUAAACAACUUGGCAUUGGACUGGAAAAAUCACACAGCUUGCAGGACAUGUGA